AUGUCAGGUGCGCGUGGCUCAAAGUGCAAGGGCAAAGCUGCCAUCCCCAAGCCAGCUAGGGGAUCAGGCCUGAAUCCAUCUGGUUUGCCAGCUGCUGAUCAACUAAAUCUUGAUGCAGAACAACCCCAAAUGGUGCCAUUCAACUUUGAUCCGUAUGGACAAUCUGUAGGAGGGUGGCAAGACACACAGCAACAGCUUUAUGGGAACACUGAAGGCCCAUCGUUUGGUCACACGCAGGGCCAAGCGGCCACACAAGGGCAGUUGCCAUACAACCACACCCAAGGCUUGUUGCCUUAUGGAGACGGAGAGGGUUUGAUGUCAUAUGGAGCAGGUCCAUCGUCAUUCGUUCACGCACAGGGUUUGUCUUAUCAAGAUGGAGAGGGUGCUUCAUAUGGAGAUGGAGAAGGCGCUUUGUAUGGAGAUGGAGAGGGUGCUUUGUAUGGAGAUGGAGAGGGUUCAGUGUCGUAUGGAAACAUAUCGGGUGAAGAAGGUUAUGACUUCUACAACUACUUCAAGGAUGUCUCAUUCAACUCAGGUCCAUCAUUUCCCGAUUUCCCCCCUGAUCACCCUGGACAAACAGUACCUGUGCCUCGGUGGAUUGAAGAGGCACCAGACGGAGGUACCAGUAUCACAGAUUGA
Suillus subaureus is the source of this 639-nucleotide messenger RNA. RefSeq lists its product as uncharacterized. The transcript has 3 exons. The coding region runs from base 1 to 639 and encodes 212 amino acids. The record is from RefSeq and is a predicted model, not a curated record. NCBI's taxonomy places the organism in Eukaryota, Fungi, Basidiomycota, Agaricomycetes, Boletales, Suillaceae.